Amorphotheca resinae ATCC 22711 is the source of this 3531-nucleotide messenger RNA. RefSeq lists its product as hypothetical. The record is from RefSeq and is a predicted model, not a curated record. Gene Ontology annotation, biological process: ubiquitin-dependent protein catabolic process; protein polyubiquitination. Bases 1 to 3531 code for a protein of 1176 amino acids. Lineage: Eukaryota; Fungi; Ascomycota; Leotiomycetes; Helotiales; Amorphothecaceae. Gene Ontology annotation, molecular function: protein binding; ubiquitin protein ligase activity. The transcript has 3 exons.
AUGUUCCAGACUUUCAGCGGUAGUUCUCGUCGUCCUCGCCAGGUCAACCUUUCCGGCCAGAAUCUCAAUCCUUUUGCUGCAAGCUCGUGGACCCCCUCCGCUUCGGGCACCCAGAAAACCCUUGCACAUGCUCAGCAGGAGAGGCAACAACGGCAGCAAGAACGAGAGCGGCUGAACGCCACCAAACGAAUCCAGAGAGUAUGGAGAGGCCACAAAGUGAGGCAAGCAGUGGCAGACUCAAGGAGGAAGGCUUGGGAUGAUGCGGAAGCUGCUGGUAUUGAUGUCGAUGGAACGGGCUCGUGGCUGGUUCAGCAAACACAGCUCCUGGUGGCAUUCUUUAGUCCACGACGACAAGACGACGUCAGUAGAUUGAUAGCUCUCAGUCAAAGGAUAUCUGCAGCCGGCCAUCAAUCUUUUCUGGCUCGUCAUGAUAUCCAGCCGCAGAUUUCUCGACUGUCAAAAGUCACACUUGAUGCUCUCCAAUUCUUUCUGCCCGAGUGCUCGAGCCCAUUGCUGCAGUUGUUAAUAGCAAUAAUUGAUCAACGUCCACACGCCUUCCCUACAAUAUCUCGCGCGUACUACAACUACCUAUCAGCCCUUUUCACUACCAAUAAGUCCGGGAAUCUAGAUAGAGACCUCAUAUUAACUGCAAUAAAGGUUCCUUUAGUGGAGCAAAGCCGUGAGAUCGUCCUCAACGCAUACGGCGCCUUCGCUGUGCAAUUCUUGACGAUCCCUGACCUGAAAGGCUUACUAGGCCGUCUGGAUGAGUUAGCGGCCAUCAUAAAUGUCGGUCUCCUUUCUGAAGCAUUGGUUCACGAGUUUUCAUCUGGCUCAGCAAACCACGUCUCGCCCGAUAAUCGAUUAUGGCUUCUAGCUCAUUUCAUAGCACUGCAUCGUCUUCAGCAGCGGAGUGAUCAAGAGCCCACAUUUCUUCGAGCACUAUCCCUACAGUUAUCAAGUUCAUCGGGCGAGAUUGUUGGCCGGAUAGAUUCAGCCGAUCCCGAGUCUUUACAAGAAUCUGCCGACGACGAAAACGCUCAGGCCACUGUCCCGCCACCACUACCCUCUUUCAUUAGGGAUGAGCUCACAUCACUAGUCAACCAAGCUAGCAUUACUGGUUUGCUAACUAAAUUCAAUAUUGACUACGCCAAAGCUUCUGUAGCUGGGGAGGAAGAUGCCAGUCUACUCGCAAGUUAUGCGUUGACUCUUCUUAGAAUCUUCCCGCGUCGUGGUGACGAGAUCCGAAUGUGGCUCUAUCUAGGAUCAAUGACUACUUCGUCUGGCGUCCUAGUGCCGGCUUUAAAGUUCUUCUGGCAAGCUGUGAGUUUGACCAGAACAUUCUCUGUCAUAACAGAGGAUUCGAAGGCUGCUUUGUCGAUACUUCGGUCACAGAUUGUCACAUCAAGUAAUAUUUCUGAUGACCGAGAAUGGCGAACAAUUCUCUUGUUUCUGGAACUGUAUACUUUUGUCCUCAGAUUUACCGACGAUGAAGAGUUUUUGAGUGGUAGCGCUCCAAAUCUUGGCCAAGGGAACGCACCAAUAUCUCGAAUCCGUGCAAGUGCUCUUCCUCUCGAAGACGUGAAACGAUUAACACUCUUUCUGAAAAAUUUGGCUUUUACGACUUAUUAUAAUGCCGGGGAAUUAUCCGAUGAAGACCAGCAGAUAAGCGAAGGGGGCCUAGGAACCUACUUUGGGACACAUGUAGCUACGUCGAGAUCCCAGUCCCAUGACGCUGAUAUGGCAACGAAGCGCGCAACGCGACGCCCAUUCGCUGGUAUUGCAGGAAUGACCUUCAAAUAUGUAAGAACUAUAGUUACUGGUGUAAUGCGGAUGCUCUACGAGCGGGAUUCGAGACGGCGAUUCUUACCAAAAGAUCACUGGCUGAUGACAUCGAGAUUCGAUAUGGAGGGCUUCAUCCCUGCUGUAGUUAUGGAAGAAGAGAGACAGCACCAGGUCAGGGAGGAGGGCGACGACGAGGAUGUCAACGACGAGGAUGUCAACGACGACUUAGAUGAUGUGAUGGGAGAGAGGAACCUUAUUGGUAUGGCCAGGCCGCGCCGUGCCCUACAGAUCGAAAGCCUGAGAAGACAGCAACAAAAGGCAGCUCGAAAGAAAGUACUCGCCGCAGUGGGGCCGAGACUAGAAGUCCUGCAGAAUAUGCCAUUCAGCAUCCCUUUUGAGACCCGUGUGCAGAUAUUCCGGCAGUUUGUCCUCCUUGACCAAACUCGCAGGCGGGGCGGUAAUGUGGAUCCUGACAGGUGGCGCAUGUCCGUGGUACAAAAUGCUCUGAUGACCCAGGGGCCAAUGGCUUCAGGCCGUGAAGUUUUAGGCAGGCAUCAUGCUAAGAUCAGGCGUGAUCAGGUGUUCGAAGAUGCUUAUGAUCAAUUCUAUGAUCUAGGAGAAGAUCUGAAGGAACCGAUCCAGAUUACAUUUGUCGACAAGUUUGAUACCGCCGAGGCCGGCAUUGAUGGCGGUGGAGUAACCAAGGAGUUCCUCACAAGUAUCACAAACGAGGCAUUCCGUUCAGAAGACGGUCCAAAUCUCUUCGUGGCAAAUGACCAGAAUCUCCUCUACCCUAAUCCAUCAAGCCUGGAUGAGAGGAAGGAACUGUUGAGACAAGCCGGUCUGACUGAAUCCUCUUUGGAAUGGCGAGAGAGUAUCAAAGAUCUGUUAAGACAGUACGAGUUUUUGGGCAGAAUUGUGGGGAAAUGUUUGUAUGAGGGUAUUCUCAUUGACAUCAGUUUUGCUGGCUUCUUCCUCUUGAAAUGGGCUGCGUCAGGAGCUACUGCCUCAGAGUCUGGAUACCGUGCUAAUAUCAACGAUCUACGCGAUCUUGAUGAAAGUUUGUAUCAGGGACUGUUGAAGCUCAAGAAUUAUCCUGGCAAUGUGGAGGACUUCUCUCUAGACUUUACCAUCACGGAUACCAUCUCACUACCUGGGGCACCUACGAAGACAAUUACCAGGGAACUUAUGCCUAAUGGAUCAAACAUCCCUGUCACAAAUGAAAACCGGCCUCUUUACGUAUCAUAUGUCGCUCGGCAUCGCCUACAAGUACAACCAUAUCAACAGACACAGGCAUUUCUCAGAGGCGUUGGUGAAAUCAUUAAACCAUCCUGGCUAUCUAUGUUCAACCAGUCUGAACUGCAGACUCUCAUUGGUGGAGACUCAUCGGAAAUUGAUGUUGAGGAUUUGAGGAGGAACACGGCCUAUGGUGGUGUGUACCAAAUCGGCGAUGACGGCCUUGAGCAUCCCACGAUCCAACAUUUCUGGAAGGUUAUGAAGGAACUGGAUGAUUCCGAUCGGCGAAAGGUCUUAAAGUAUGUGACCUCGACCCCGCGGGCGCCUCUUCUGGGCUUCUCGCAGCUGAAUCCCAGAUUUAGCAUUCGAGACGCUGGCGGUGAUCAGGAGCGGUUACCAAGUACAAGCACUUGCGUGAAUUUGCUAAAACUUCCGAGGUAUUCGACUGCGGCGAUAUUGCGGGACAAGCUAUUAUACGCCGUCAACUCUGGUGCAGGGUUUGAUCUCAGUUAA